GCUCCGCUCCGCCCGCAGCUGGACGCCAAGAAGAGCCCGCUGGCGCUGCUGGCCCAGACCUGCUCGCAGAUCGGGAAGCCCGACCCGCCGCCCUCCUCCAAGCUGAACGCCGUGGCCGCCGCCGCGCCCGCCGCCGAGAAGGAGCCCUCGGCCCGCCCCGCCGCGCUGAAGCCGCCGGGCAGCGGGGACGCGCCCGCCGAGGACAAGUCCAGCUUCAAGCCGUACUCGAAGGGCGGCGGGGAGCCGCGCAAGGAGGGCGGCGCGGACAAGGCCGGCUUUCGGGUGCCCAGCGCCGCGUGCCCGCCGUUCCCCCCGCACGCCGCAGCCUCGCCCGGCGGCUCCCGCGGGGCCUCGCCGCAGCACCCCGAGCCCAAGGGCGCCGAGGAGAAGAAGGAGCCCGAGGGCGGCAAGCCCAGCCCCGAGGGGACGGGCGGGGCGCUGGGGCGCGGGGUGGUGGAGGCCGGGGCGCACGGCGAGCCCCCCUCGGGCCGCAAGUCGGAGCCCCCCGCGCUGCCGCCCGCCGGCCAUGUGGCCCCCGUCUCGCCCUACAAGCCGGGUCACUCCGUCUUCCCCCUGCCGCCCUCCAGCAUCGGCUACCACGGCUCCAUCGUCGGCGCCUACGCCGGCUACCCGUCCCAGUUCGUGCCCGGGCUGGACCCCACCAAGCCGGGGCUGGUGGGCAGCCAGCUGCCGGGGGCGCUGGGGCUGCCGGGCAAACCGCCCAGCUCCAGCCCGCUCACCGGGGCCUCGCCGCCCUCCUUCAUGCAGGGAUUAUGCCGGGACCCGUAUUGCCUGAGCUACCACAGCGCCUCGCACCUGGGCUCCAGCAACUGCUCCAGCUGCGUGCACGACCCCGGCAGCCUCAAGAGCGGAUACCCCUUGGUGUACCCCACGCACCCCCUGCACUCGGUGCACACCACGCUCUCCUCCAGCGGCACCCCCAGCCUGCCCGGCCACCCCCUCUACACCUACGGCUUCAUGCUGCAGAACGACCCCCUGCCCCACAUAUGCAACUGGGUGUCUGCCAGCGGACCCUGCGACAAGAGGUUUGCCACCUCGGAGGAGCUGCUCACCCACCUACGGACCCACACGGCCCUGCCGGGGGCCGAGAAACUCUUGGCGGGUUACCCUACCUCCGGGCUGGGCUCCGCGGCCUCCUGCCACCUGCACCUCCCGCCCGCCGCCCCCGGGAGCCCCAACACCUUACCGGCCUCGCUCUCCUUGAGGAGCCCACACACUUUGGGACUAAACAGGUACCACCCCUACGGCAAGAGCCACUUGCCCACGGCCGGCGCCCUGCCCGUGCCCUCCUUGCCGGCCGCCGGACCUUACUACUCCCCGUACGCGCUCUACGGCCAAAGACUCACGUCAGCCUCCGCUUUGGGAUAUCAGUAACCACCGCGGCCCCGGCCGGCUCAGCCCCAGCCCCCCGCGCCCUCCUUGGACUGUGUAUUUAUUACUGUAUGUUAGCUUAAAGCUGGGAAUAUAAGUGCAUUAUACACCAAUGAAUCAAUGGUAUGCAAAAGUCUGUGUCCAAAAAAAAAAAAAAACAAAAAACCCGAAAAAAA
Messenger RNA from Parus major (Great Tit), 1568 nucleotides. RefSeq names its product zinc finger protein 703 (gene ZNF703). Gene Ontology annotation, cellular component: nucleus. The transcript has a single exon. Gene Ontology annotation, biological process: negative regulation of DNA-templated transcription. The record is from RefSeq and is a predicted model, not a curated record. NCBI's taxonomy places the organism in Eukaryota, Metazoa, Chordata, Aves, Passeriformes, Paridae. The annotation marks the transcript as partial.